Messenger RNA from Ostreobium quekettii, 1437 nucleotides. NCBI's taxonomy places the organism in Eukaryota, Viridiplantae, Chlorophyta, Ulvophyceae, Bryopsidales, Ostreobiaceae. The record is from the annotation of a GenBank genome assembly.
AUGCACCUGGCCUGCCUUCCAGCGGUGGUGCCCACACCAUGGCUUGCCCCCCCCCCCCGCAUCCCUGACUUUCACCUGCCCUGUGGCUCAGGCUACAUCACCCAGAAGCGCAGCAGCAUAGUCGCCAUCGGCCUCACCAUCCACAACACGCCUGUGGAGGUGCGCGAGAAGCUGGCUGUGCCGGAGGCGGAGUGGCCCCGCGCCAUCGAGGAGCUCUGCUCCUUCCCCCACAUCGAGGAGGCCGGAGUGCUGUCCACCUGCAAUCGGAUGGAGGUGUACGUGGUGGCACUCUCGUGGCACCGGGGGGUGCGAGAGGUUGAGGAGUGGAUGUCACGCGCCAGCGGGAUUCCAAUCGAAGAGCUGCGCCCUUCGCUGUUUCUGCUGAGGGACAGGGACGCCACAAACCACCUGCUGAACGUGGCGGGGGGGCUGGAUUCCCUGGUGCUGGGAGAGGGGCAGAUUUUGGCGCAGGUGAAGCAGGUGUACAAGGUGGGGCAGAACUGCAAGGGGUUCGGGCGGCACCUGAAGGGGCUGUUCAUGGCGGCGAUCACGGCGGGCAAGCGGGUACGCAGUGAGACAACCAUCUGCUCGGGGGCUGUGUCAGUGAGCUCAGCUGCAGCAGAGCUUGCACAGCUCAAGCUGCCCACGCACAGCUUCGACGAUGCGAACGUGUGCAUCAUCGGGGCGGGCAAGAUGGCUGCCUUGUUGGUGAAGCACCUGUUCUCGAAGGGCUGCAAGAGGAUGACGAUCCUCAACAGGAGCCUGCCUCGGGCAGAGGCACUCGCUGAGGAGUUCGCUGAUGUCGAAUUCGACAUCCGCCUGAUGGACGAUUUGAUGAGCUGCGUGGAGAAGUCGGACGUGAUCUUCGCUGCCUCCUCCUCUCAGGAGAUCCUGAUCCAUUCAGCGGACGUUGCAAACAUGCCAGCCCGAGACGCCGUGGUCGGGGGCGUGCGGCGGUUCGUGGACAUCUCUGUGCCGCGGAACAUCGAGAUCGAGGGCCAAGAAGGUGCACACGUAUUCAACGUGGACGACCUGGUCGAGGUGGUGGCGGCCAACAAGGAAGAGCGGCGAAAGGCGGCUGAAGGGGCCCAGGUGCUCCUGAAGGAGGAGCAGGAGGCCUUCGAGGCAUGGCGGGACUCCCUGGAAACGGUGCCCACCAUCAAGGCGCUCCGUGGAAAGGCGGAGGCCAUACGCUCGGGCGAGGUGGAGAAGGCGCUCAAGAAGCUGGGGGGCGACGACAUGACAAAGAAGGAGAAGAAAGCUCUUGAAGACUUGAGCCGAGGCAUCGUGAACAAGCUACUGCAUGGGCCCAUGACUGCGCUCCGGUGCGACGGGACCGACCCCAAGGCCGUUGGCGUCACUCUGGCGAACAUGGAAGCGCUUGAAAGGAUGUUUGGAUUGUUGACCAGUGACAUUCCGGAAGCUUCGUCCAGGUGA